UUACACUGGAUAAGUGUGCGUCUGUUUAGUUGACUUACUGAAGAGUCUGCACGUAGCCAGACUGUUAACACCUGGGUCUCCAUUCAGUCUAUUUUUAAGCUUCACAAUUUAGAUUUGUUGUGUACCAAAGUUAUGAACAUCAAGCAUCUAAUGCAUAUCCUGUGGCUGUGAUGCGCUGAAGUCAUGACAGACAAUAAGGAACAGGACACAGAGAUCCACCCCUUGAAAAGUGAGGAGGGGGUAUCGCCAGCUUCGCCUGCCAAGAAAGGGGUCUGUGUGGGGGGCUUGGGGCUGUCUCACCUAUCAAGCUGGCGCACUGCUGCCUUCUUCCUCUCCCUCUUCCUCUGUCUCACCAUCGUCUUUGCCUUCUCCUUCAUCAUCCCCUGCCCUGUGCGUCCUGUCUCUCAGCAUACCUGGAGCAACACAUAUGGAGAUUCAUCAACAUAUACAUUUCUGGCUGUAACGGAUGCAAAUAAUGACAAAGUUAUGGAUGUCAUUUUUGCCUUCAGGGGCUCCAGUGGCAGUCUGAAUGCAUCUUGCAGUGAUGAAGGGUUCUCCUCUCCGUGUUCCUUCCUGGUCGCAGUCACGGGCACCAACGGCAGUGUCCUGUGGGAGCGGGCGCUCAGUCAGGAGCUGCUGUGGGCGCAGUGUGGGAUCGAGAAGCUGGGCGGGCUGGAGGCUGCCGGGUGUCUGGUGUUCCAGUCACAACUCCUGACAGCCAUUGAUUCCCAGAGUGGGGUAACUUUGUGGCAAAACAACAAUACACUGGAGCUGAAGCAGCCGGCUGUGACGAUACCAGACCUGGACGAGGAUGAAGUGGGGGAUGUGGCUCUGAUUGGGGCUGCUGGAGACAAGACAAAGGUGGUUAUUGUUUCAGGACAAACUGGCCGGCAGAUUGGUAUCGAUACAGACCCUGGGAUCAGUGGUGUGUUGGGCCACGUGAUUCAUGUCACCAGCAGUGGGUCUUACUACCUUCUGUUUAAAAAAGACUCUGCUGUUUAUGGAUACGCUUUGAAGAAUAUCAUUGCCAUGGCAAUCAAAACGCCCCAGAGUAACAUUAAACUACAGCAGGAUCCCAAGUGGGAGGAAAUGACCAACAGCACCUCUGGAAGCGUGCCAGUUUACAAUUUGGGCUCUGUUCAGCACCUGUUGAAAAUGGUGAUCCAGGGGAAGACUCCAGAGAACCUGCUAGUGGUGACUGGACACUGGGUGGAGCUGAUAGACGGACAGAGCCUGAGCUCCCUGUGGAGGGUCAACAUCACCAAUGUUAUCAGUGAACCGGUAUUUGGAAACUUCAAUAAGGACGGUGUUCCAGAUGUUAUGGUUGAAGACGAAAUUGGAAACGGUACAAAAAAGGUGGUGAUUCUGGAUGGCAGCUCUGGAGCGGUGUUGUGGGAGGUGAAGCUGAUGUCCAGCUCAACAAGCCCAAAGCCUUCUACAGUGAACACUACAGACUACAGGUCUGCCUUCCUCUUCUGGGGGGAGGUCCGUGGCGAGACGUACACAACUGUAUCAUUGAAUCAGCAGCAUUUUUUGUACCUGCUUCAUCCUUCCUAUCCCAAAGUCCUUUUGGAGCUGAACAACAGCACUGAGAAUAUAGCAGCAUUCAAAGCGGUCCUCUUUGAGAAGAGCAGGCAUGCUUGUUACAUGCUGCUGACCGGGCCUACGGAGCACUCGCAAACGGGUAGCGUGUCGCUCGCCAAGCGCAAGCUGAAGGAGGACGUCGCUCGCAGCAGGGUGGUGCGGCUGAGCCAGGAGGAAGGGUUCAGUGACCAGGAGAUCAGAGACGGCUUCUUCAAGCUGCGGUACAGCAGCAGCGCCUAGAGCAUUGCACACCCAUCAAGCCCGAACACGAACAGCACAAAACCAAAACACUCUGCGUCUUUCCAUGUCUCUGUGGACGAGCGCAUUCUCACAUGGAAAUGUUUUGGAAGAAGACGGCAGUGUUUUUUUGUUUGUCCCCCCCCCCCCCCCCCCCCCCCCACCGUGUGGCAUUUUCCAUUUUAACACAGCAAGUGUUGAAUAAGCGCAACAGUGUAUGUCAGGGCUAGAUAACUCCACUCCAGGGUUAAUACACUAUAGGGUUAGACCUGUAAGACCUGGUCUGGUGGGUGGGUGGGUGGUUGCAUUUAUUGAUUAAGAACACGUUGAAAGACCUAGGCUGGAAGGGCUAUGAUUGCCUAAACCUGGCAUUUGGUAACACUCAGUGUUAUUUACAUUAGUGACAUGCCAGUUUCACAUGCAGUUACUUAAGAAUGGCACAUGUAUAAUGUAACUGCAGUGUAAUUACUGCCACAGAAAGAUUCGACAAAAUGUCUAACCUGAAUUUAGAUUAACAGUCAGAAUCUGAGUAGUCUGACGUUUGUGCUUUUCAAAUUACGAUGCCUUUUAAUAUAUCUUUCUUUUUCAUUUGAAUUUAUGGUGCAUAACUCGCCUGUUUCUGAAUAUUGGAGACCAAAGGGUUUUUUUUUUUUGUUUGUUUUUUUUAUGUUUUUCAAAUACCAAUAUACAUCUUAAUUGAGCGUUUUGCUUUUGGGAGGUUAUUAAAUAGUUAAAAAGCAAUGUUAGAAGGGGCACCUUGGUGAAUAAGCUUGAAUCAUUGUUUAUUUCUUCUGCUCGUGUCCAUGGAGUUUUAGAUACUUUCUUUAAAGAAGCAAGCUGGGUAAGCUUAAAGAGCACAUUUUGAACCAUGUAUGAUUACCCCUCUAAUUGCAGAGCAUACAUUGGACAACUCAAGGCCACAUAGUUUGCUGCUGUGGACAAAAAUGUAGCAUUACUGUGACGUGAAGCAUUACAAACCAAGCAUUAAAUCUAAAGAUUUCCAAUAUACACACCUUCCAAAUACAAAAAUGCAUAGAGCAGUAGGCAAUGUAGUGCAGAAGUAAGAGGCAUUACAAUUUUUUUUUUCCUUCAAUAUUUUGAGUCAUUCUUUAAUUGCAUUCUGAUCUAUUUAUUGAUUUCAAAGUUUUCUCCAGUUUUGUUAAUUUUGAUCUCAAAUGACUUGGAUAAGUGAAUGUAAAACACAUAUUGCUAGCUGUGAUUUACUCUGCAUAUUAUAUAGGUACAAUAUGGCACAGGUUUGACCUGCAGAGUUUCAAGUAAGAACAGUGAGGAUGUGUCUGUGUUCAUUACACAGCUCUGUGGUUUUCUGUGUUUACUUACUGUAUUUGGACAGGAUGCCACAAUCUAAUAUGGGAAGUAUUAUGUCCCCGUCCUAUUUCCCUGAAACACAGUGGUUCUGAAAAGAAAUGCUUUGUGGGUUGUUAGUUCGGUUAAAUAUAAUAUACUGUAAUAUUUAAAAGCUCUUUUGAAAGUUAAAUGUUUUAAAUUAUUUUAAUAUCACUGUUUGGCUGAUUUAGGUUUUGCCCAGUUUGGUAUGGGGAGACUCUAUCUAGUGGCAGGCUUGGUUUUAUUUCCAGUCACACUGGAUCCAGCCCAGAAUAAUCCAGUGGAAAGCUGUUGUUUUUAUUAUGAAUAAAGUAACAGUAAUGCAAAAUGCUAAUGACUUAUUCAUUUGAGUAGAACAUGGCAGAAAUUGUAUUUUUAUCCAAAUUUUUCCAACCAGUAGAUAAUUUAAAGGUUUAACUUGGUGCUGUUUUAGUUUCAUUAUUGAAACAGGUUCACUGUUACUAUAGCACGUUUGUGUGUGCCAUUUUGACUUUUAUCUUUCGGCAAAAUCCUUUUAGCUGUGUGAAAGGGUGCAAAAGCUGUCUUGCAGUUUAUGCUAUACAGUACAUCCAAUAGGAAUGAGUACAAAAAUACAAUACCUGGGAAAGAUUGGCACUGCAGUCCCCCUGUUCAUAUACACUGGUUCAAAUGAUUAAGGGAUAUUCAGAGAUGUGCAGAGCAUGCAUGUGUAUACAGGCAUCACACAGAAUAUUGCAAUAUAGAGAGUGUGCAGUUGAGAAUCCCUUUACCAGCAUAGACUUAUGUUUUGAUAUAUUUGUAAAUUUAGCUGGAUGUGGGGCAUCAGUCCAGGAUUAUGAUAAUGUGUUUUGUACACCAAUGAAUUGUUUGGAGCAGCGUACCUAUAGCCCUGCUUGGUUCUGGAGGUUUAACUGGGAGCGUGACCGAGUGGUACAGCCAGGUAUAUGGACUGUUGUCAUCUUUGCUGUGCCUUUUGUUUAUUAUGCUGGUAUUACUGUGUGGGUUUGAUUUUUGUAUUGUAAUACCAAGCAAUUAAAGUUGUACAUUUUUCUGUGCUUUUUUUUUGUAUUAAUUAAAAAAAAAAAUCACUUGUUUGAAAUAAACCUUUUUACCCUU
Messenger RNA from Polyodon spathula (Mississippi paddlefish), 4263 nucleotides. RefSeq names its product family with sequence similarity 234 member A (gene fam234a). NCBI's taxonomy places the organism in Eukaryota, Metazoa, Chordata, Actinopteri, Acipenseriformes, Polyodontidae. The transcript is spliced from 12 exons. The record is from RefSeq and is a predicted model, not a curated record. Gene Ontology annotation, molecular function: protein binding. Bases 184 to 1824 code for a protein of 546 amino acids.